Hypanus sabinus (Atlantic stingray) is the source of this 3554-nucleotide messenger RNA. RefSeq names its product OTU deubiquitinase 7B (gene otud7b). Lineage: Eukaryota; Metazoa; Chordata; Chondrichthyes; Myliobatiformes; Dasyatidae. Gene Ontology annotation, molecular function: DNA binding; cysteine-type deubiquitinase activity; zinc ion binding. The record is from RefSeq and is a predicted model, not a curated record. The transcript is spliced from 15 exons. Gene Ontology annotation, cellular component: cytoplasm; nucleus. Gene Ontology annotation, biological process: protein K48-linked deubiquitination; protein K11-linked deubiquitination; protein deubiquitination involved in ubiquitin-dependent protein catabolic process. The coding region runs from base 539 to 2833 and encodes 764 amino acids.
CCGUCAGUCAGGUUGGGUCCUCCGGUCCAGCAGGUUCGGUUGCACUGGGAGGAGUGAGAGGCCUUGGCGUUGCGGCCGGGAGCCCGGGGCUCGGUUUUACGGUCUCGCUGCACCCCUCUCCACCCACCUCUCAUUGGCCGGGCGCCGCCUCUCGGGGAUGCGUGGCCACUUCUGGAGCGACUGCUGACGGGGGGGAAGGGAAGCUAAGGUGGGUGGCACGGUCCAAGCACUGACCGUAAAACAGCCGUGACCGGCACAGACUGAGAUCGGGAGCAGGCUGACUGGUGGGGAGUUGCCAAUCUGUGUCCAGUCUGCAGUGAUCCCACAGGUCUGACGGCCUGCGAUCAACUUGGAGGAGGGUUCUGUGAUGACGCCCUAGAGUGUCGAGGAGACCCCUCGGUGGUCGGCUGGCUCGACCUCACCGUAUCAUGUGAUCUGCCGCAUGGAAGAUCCCACAGGCUGUCCUGCGGGUGAUGGAUUGACCUCUGACCUGUCCAGAUGCAGAGCUGGCCAAUGAGCAGUAGGACUUCAUGAUCACAUGACUGUCGACAUGGAUACUGUCCUGUCAGACUUCGUUCGCUCAACGGGAGCGGAGCCCGGAUUGGCUCGGGAUCUGCUCGAAGGCAAGAACUGGGACCUGACGGCAGCUCUCAGUGACUUCGAGCAGCUCCGGCAGGUGAACGCCGCCAGCCUGCCGUCCGCGUUCAACGAGGCCCGUGGGCUCAGGGCGCUGGACAAGGAGGCCCCGCGGCCACUGAGGCCCACGCUGCAGCGGUCCGAGGAGGCUGGUCAAGAGAAACGUCUGGCCCGGGGCAUCUCGCACGCCAGCUCGAGCAUCGUGUCACUGGCUCGCUCCCACAUGUCCAGCAAUGGCAGCAGUGAGCACUCGCUGGAGACACCUGUCUGCACCUUCCAGCUGCCCGACCUGACCGUGUACCGCGAGCAGUUCCGUAGCUUCAUCGAGCGCGACCUCAUCGAGCAGAGCAUGCUGGUGGCCCUCGAGCAGGCGGGUCGGCUGAACUGGUGGGCACACGUGGACGCGGGCUGCCAGCGCCUUCUCCCUCUGGCCACGACCGGCGAUGGUAACUGCCUGCUUCAUGCCGCCUCCCUGGGGAUGUGGGGGUUCCACGACCGGGACCUGAUGCUGCGCAAAGCCCUGUACACCACCAUGGGGAAAGGGGCAGAGAAGGAGGCACUGAAGAGACGGUGGCGGUGGCAGCAAACACAACAAAACAAAGAGUCAGGCCUGGUGUACACAGAAGAGGAAUGGCAGAAGGAGUGGAAUGAGCUGAUCAAGCUGGCAUCCAGCCAACCCCGGGUUCACUACAGCGGCAAUGGCAACGGCUGUACAGGGAGGCUGACCACGGCGACCUUCCCUGCAUUAAACAGUGCGGACAGCAGCGAAGAGCCUGUCUACGAGAGUCUCGAGGAAUUCCACGUCUUUGUGUUGGCACAUGUGUUGCGAAGACCCAUCGUUGUGGUGGCAGACACCAUGCUCAGAGACUCGGGUGGAGAAGCCUUUGCCCCGAUUCCGUUUGGUGGCAUUUACCUGCCUCUGGAGAUCCCAGCAAGCAAGUGUCACCAUUUACCCCUCGUGCUGGCCUACGAUCAGGCCCACUUCUCCGCCCUGGUCUCCAUGGAGCAGCAAGAUCCCAACAAAGAGCAAGCCGUCAUCCCCCUGACUGAUUCUGAACACAACUUGCUUCCAGUUCACUUCGCCGUGGACCCAGGGAAGGAUUGGGAGUGGGGGCGGGACGACAACGAUGAAGUCCGGCUGGCCAGUGUGACGGUUUCCCUGGAGGCGAAGUUGCAUUUGCUACACUCCUACAUGAACGUGACCUGGAUACAGGUGGCCUGCGAGCCUCGGGCACCCCUGGCUCAGCCAGAAUCGCCCAGCGCCUCGGGAGGCGACGAUAGCCGAUCGGUGGCAGAGUCUGACCGGGAAUCCGACAAGGAAUCAGUGGGCAGCGGUUCGAACGGCGGCAGCAGCGGAGGAGGAGGGGGCCGGGACAAGUGCCGCCGGGACAAGGAAACCAGGAGGGCCGAGUCGGUGGCCAACAAGCUGGGCAGCUUUGGCAAGAGCCUGGGCAGCAAGUUACGCCGCAACAUGGGCUUCAUGCACGGCAAGGGGGGCCAGGACAAGGCCCGGAAGAAAGGCUCGCUGAAGGGUCAGAAGGCGGGUGGGAAGGAAGGCUCGCCCCCAGGAUCCGGGACGGGGACAGAGAGCGGUCCCUGCACCAGUGAUGUCCAGCUGAGCCUCAGCAUCCUGCGGGCCGCCAUGCAAGGCGAGCGCAAGUUCAUCCUGACCGGCCUGCUGAGCGCCAGUCACCGGCACCCCUUCCAGGAGGAGAUGAUCCAGCGGUACCUGAGUGACGCCGAGGGCCGCUUCCUGGCUGAGCAGGAGGCAGCCAGGGAGGAGGCCGACAUCGCAGAAGGAGUGGGCCUCUCCCCGGCCACGGCCCCGGGCUCUCCGACCAGCCAGCUGGCCUCCAGGCUCUCGGCCCGCCCCCCGGGCCUACUGAGCAUUCCCAGGCCAACCGUGAUAGGGCCCGGAGCCCAGGAGACCCGGAGACAGCUGGCGGGAGGGUCCAGACCCUGCCGGGAGCGGGGCAGGGCGCUGGAGGGCGGGACAGAGGGGGAGGACGGGGAGGUGGUGGGGGACAGGCCGGGGGAAGCGGCCCCCUGCCCAGCCCAGCCUCCGGUCCACCAGACCAAGUGCCGGCAGGCCAACUGCACCUUCUACGGGCACCCAGAGACGGGCAAUUACUGCUCCUGCUGCUACCGCGAUGAGUUGCGCCGGAGGGAGCGGGACAGCCUGUCCCACCAGCUCUGAGCAGUGGGGGAGUCCCAACCUGGAGGUGUCCCGCCCUGGCCCAGCGUGUCCCCAGCAGUCGUGAGAGCCGUGGAGCAGGGUACGGCAGAAAAUCCCCAGCAGCAGUGAGGAGUCCCCCGCCCACACCCCUCCUUCUCCACCCCGCCAGUUGGCAUUUGAGCAGCGAUGGGUGACUAGGUAUGAGAGAGGUUAAUUCACAGCUCCUGCCCACUCCUGCUUCCCCCCCCCCCCCCCCAGGGAUAACAGGUCCAAGAGGGAGUGAGCUCCCUGUGCUCUCUGGACUUCUCACCUCCGAUCUCUCAGCAUCCCAGCUUCCCUUCUUUUCCCUCCCACUCCCUCCUUUCACCCCCUCUGUCCGCUGACUGCCAUCCUGUGUUGCUGCCAGCUGGGCUAAUUUCUCCCACCUCUGCCCCUUCCCCAACCACCCUGAAUCUCCACACUCCCCCACCAAAGGCCUUUGGACUUCCAGCAUUGCCUUGGUGUGAAACAGCUGUUGCGGUUUGUCAGAGCACGGGUGGCAGUCGGUGUCUGAGUAAAUACCCCCAGCCCCGUCAUGGUACAGAGCCUGUCCCCACGACCGCUGCAAGGAGCUCCGCUCCCCGUCGUGGUUCCGAAUUCAACUGGACUCUUGGGAGAAAGCACUGCGGGGGCAGUACAGAGGGAGUGUUUAGUGGUGGUAGGGUGGGGAGUUGGAGGGAGCGGCGCAUUGGCAGUACUGAGG